AUGUCCACCACCCGCACCGCGCUGCUCGACAGCCAAGACGACAACGCGGAGACGGACGCGACCGCGCCUGGCGACGCCGCGCCGGCCGAGGCGCCGCCAAAGUUCACGCUGCGCGGCGAGGCGUGGACGAUGUUCAUGCUCGGCUGGCCCAUGGUGGUGAGCUUCGUGUGCCGGAUCGGCAUGGCCUCCACAGACACCGCCUUUGUCGGCCACCUCACCAACGCGACGACCGGCGUCUUCUUUGACCGCCCGUACAGCGGGGAGGAGUACCUCGCCGCGGCGUCGCUCUCCGACAUGGUGGUCAACAUCCUGAUCGUGCCUCCGCUCGCCUUCAACCAGGUGCUCAACGCGCUGGUCGGGCAGGCGCUCGGUUCGGACAACAAGAAGAUGGCCGGCACGUGGCUGCAGCUCUCCGUCUUCUUCCUCACGACGAGCUACCUGCCCUUCAUGCUGAUCCAGUACCUCUUCACCGCCGACGUGCUCAAGCUGCUCGGCUUCAACCACGACAUCUGCGAGCUCGCCGGCGUGUACGCGCGCUGGAACCUCUUCUGGCCCAUCCCGAACGGCAUCUACCAGUGCAUGCGCUUCUACUUCCAGGCGCAGGGCAUGCCGCGCCCCGCGAUGUGGAACAACCUCGCCUUUGUCCUCGUCAACGCGCUCCUCAACUGGACCUUCGUCUUCGGAGGGCCGCUCCAGUACGCCUGCGGCUGGACAGGGUUCGGAUUCAUCGGCGCAGCGACGUCUCUCCGGCAGGCGCCUGGAAGCACGCCCGAGCCUUCUCAAGACCAUGCCUGCACGCUCAUCUUCCAGUCCGUCUCGGGGCAGGUCACCACGCUGCUCAUCGCGCAGCUCGGCGCCCUCGCCACUUCCGCCUCGCCCGCCGUGGCCUCGUCCGGCCUCUCCGCCGCUUUCACCGCCGUCGCCGCCGUUCGCAUCGGCUUCCACCUCGGCCGCGGAGACGUGCGCGCCUCAAAGGCGGCGAUGUGGAUCGUCGUCGGCACGAGCGUCGGCACGAGCCUGCUCACCGUCGCUGUGCUCUGGCCGUUGCGCGCGCAGCUCUGCGAGCUCGUCACUUCGGACAGCGAGGUCGUGCCCGUCGCUUCGAUGCUGGUCGCCGCCGCCUUUGUCGCCGCCGGCUUGCCGCAGCCGAGCAUCGGCUUGGGCCGAACGUUCGUGACGACGCUGCUCUCGUUUGGCUUCGAGCUGCCGACCUCGAUCGGCGGCACCGCCCUGCUCGUCUACGAGGGGCUGCUAGCGAUCACGUGGGCGGGCGGCGGCUUCUCGCUCGUCGAGGACCAGGGCUCGAGAUGA
Emiliania huxleyi CCMP1516 is the source of this 1311-nucleotide messenger RNA. RefSeq lists its product as hypothetical. Gene Ontology annotation, biological process: transmembrane transport. Gene Ontology annotation, molecular function: xenobiotic transmembrane transporter activity; antiporter activity. The record is from RefSeq and is a predicted model, not a curated record. Gene Ontology annotation, cellular component: membrane. NCBI's taxonomy places the organism in Eukaryota, Haptophyta, Isochrysidales, Noelaerhabdaceae. The transcript has 6 exons. The coding region runs from base 1 to 1311 and encodes 436 amino acids.